GCGGGGUGCGGCGGCGGGGGCGCGCGAGCGGGGCGCUGUGGGGCUCGAGGGCGCGUCCACGUGGCCGGCGGGCGGCCACCGGGAGCCAGCGGCGGCGGAGGGACAGGCUCACCCCUGGGGCAGCCGCCAGCCAUGCCCGCCGCCGGCCUCCUCCUGCUGUUCCUCCUUGCCGUGGGGCGGGCCCUGGGCAGCAGCAGGCCCUUCCCUGUCUUCUCAGUGACGGACACCUCGCUCACCCACCUGGCCGUGCACCGGGUGACUGGGGAGGUGUUUGUGGGCGCGGUGAACCGCGUCUUCAAGCUGGCCCCCAACCUGACCGAGCUGCGGGUCCACAUCACGGGGCCCGUCGAGGACAACGCUCGCUGCUACCCGCCCCCCAGCAUGCGCGCCUGCGCGCACCGCCUGGCGCCCGCAGCCAACGUCAACAAGCUGCUGCUCAUCGACUAUGCGGCCCACCGCCUGCUGGCCUGUGGCAGCAUCUGGCAGGGCACCUGCCAGUUCCUGCGCCUGGACGACCUCUUCAAGCUGGGCGAGCCCCACCACCGCAAGGAGCACUACCUGUCGGGGGCCCAGGAGCCUGACUCCAUGGCUGGCGUCAUCGUGGAGCAGGGCCAGGGGCCCAGCAAGCUGUUCGUGGGCACCGCUGUGGAUGGCAAGUCUGAGUACUUCCCCACCCUGAGCUCCCGAAAGCUCAUCGGCGACGAGGAUGGUGCUGACAUGUUCAGUCUGGUGUACCAGGACGAGUUCGUCUCCUCUCAGAUCAAGAUCCCCUCAGACACACUGUCCUUGUACCCGGCCUUCGACAUCUACUAUGUCUACGGCUUUGUGAGCGCCUCCUUUGUGUACUUCCUGACGCUGCAGCUAGACACCCAGCAGACGCUGCUGGACACGGCAGGCGAGAAAUUCUUCACGUCCAAGAUUGUGCGCAUGUGCUCAGGGGACUCAGAGUUCUACUCGUACGUGGAGUUCCCCAUCGGCUGCUCGUGGCGCGGCGUGGAGUACCGCCUGGUGCAGAGUGCCCACCUGGCCAAGCCCGGCCUGCUGCUGGCCCAGGCCCUGGGUGUGCCGGCUGACGAGGACGUCCUCUUCACCAUCUUCUCUCAGGGCCAAAAGAACCGGGCCAGCCCGCCGCGGCAGACCAUCCUCUGCCUCUUCACCCUCAGCAACAUCAACGCCCACAUCCGGCGCCGCAUCCAGUCCUGCUACCGCGGGGAGGGCACGCUGGCCCUGCCCUGGCUGCUGAACAAGGAGCUGCCCUGCAUCAACACCCCCAUGCAGAUAAAUGGAAACUUCUGUGGGCUGGUGUUGAACCAGCCGCUGGGCGGCCUGCACGUGAUCGAGGGCCUGCCCCUGCUGGCCGACGGUACCGAUGGCAUGGCCAGUGUGGCCGCCUACACCUACCAGCAGCACUCUGUGGUCUUCAUUGGCACCCGUAGUGGCAGUCUGAAGAAGGUGCGGGUCGAUGGCUCUCAGGAGGCACACCUGUAUGAGACGGUGCCCGUGGUGGAUGGCAGCCCCAUACUCCGCGACCUGCUGUUCAGCCCUGACCACCGGCACGUCUACCUCCUGAGUGAGAAGCAGGUGAGCCAGCUCCCGGUGGAGACCUGUGAGCAGUACCCGAGCUGCGUGGCCUGCCUGGGCUCGGGGGACCCGCACUGCGGGUGGUGCGUGCUGCAGCACAGAUGCUGCCGCCAGGGGGCCUGUCCAGGCACCUCAGCCCCACGUGGCUUUGCUGAAGAGCUGAGCAAGUGUGUGCAGGUGCGGGUCCGGCCCAACAACGUGUCGGUGACGUCGCCCGGGGUGCAGGUGAGUGACACGGGGGGGGGGGGCGUACAGGCCCACGCACGCGUGUUGGGAGUGCACUCUGCUCCGAGCCCUCUUCCUCCCCCAGUUGACUGUGGCCAUAAGCAACGCGCCAGACCUCAGUGCGGGCGUGAGCUGUGCCUUCGAGGAGGUGGCAGAGAGCGAGGCUGUCCUACUGCCCUCCGGGGAGUUACGCUGCCCCUCACCUUCCCUCCAGGAGCUUUGGGCUCUCACUCGGGGGCACGGUCAGUGGCUGGGGCUGCCAGGGGCGGGGGUGCCGUUUGUCCCCGGCUCACGCGUGGCACUCCCGGGCUCGCUGCAGGGGCCGCCCGCACGGUGCAGCUGCAGCUGCUCUCCAAGGAGACCGGGGUGAGGUUUGCUGGCGCCGACUUUGUCUUCUACAACUGCAGCGUCCUCCAGUCGUGUAUGUCCUGCGUCGGCAGUCCUUACCCCUGCCACUGGUGUAAGUACCGCCACGUGUGUACCAGCCACCCCCACGAGUGCUCCUUCCAGGAGGGCAGGGUCCACAGCCCCGAGGGCUGCCCUGAGAUUCUGCCCAGCGGGGACCUGCUGAUCCCAGUGGGCGUCAUGCAGCCUCUCACCCUGCGGGCCAAGAACCUGCCGCAGCCCCAGUCGGGCCAGAAGAACUAUGAGUGCGUGGCCCGGGUGCAGGGCCGGCUGCAGCGGGUGCCCGCCGUCCGCUUCAACAGCAGCAGCCUGCAGUGCCAGAAUGCCUCGUACUCCUAUGAAGGCGAUGACUAUGGUGACACUGAGCUGGACUUCUCUGUGGUCUGGGAUGGAGAUUUCCCCAUUGACAAGCCCGCUACCUUCCGAGCCCUCUUGUACAAGUGCUGGGCGCAGCGGCCUAGCUGUGGCCUCUGCCUCAAGGCUGACCCCCGCUUCAACUGUGGCUGGUGCAUCUCGGAGCACAGGUGCCAGCUGCGGGCCCACUGCCCGGCCCCCAAGACCAACUGGAUGCACCCGAACCAGAAGGGCGCUCGCUGCAGCCACCCCCGCAUCGCCCAGGUCCACCCGCUCAUGGGGCCCAAGGAGGGAGGCACCCGGAUCACCAUCGUGGGUGAGAACCUGGGCCUCACUUCCCGAGAGGUGGGCCUGCGGGUGGCCGGCGUGCGCUGCAACUCCAUCCCCACCGAGUACGUCAGUGCUGAGAGGAUCGUGUGUGAGAUGGAGGAGUCGCUGGUGCCCAGCCCGCCGCCAGGGCCCGUGGAGCUCUGCGUCAGCGACUGCUCGGCAGACUUCCGCACACAGUCUGAGCAGCUCUACAGCUUCGUGACGCCCAUGUUUGACCGUGUGAGUCCCAGUCGGGGCCCAGCCUCCGGGGGCACGCGACUCACCAUCUCUGGUCGUUCUCUGGACGCGGGCAGCAGAGUCACAGUGAUCGUGAGAGACGGCGAGUGCCAGUUUGUGAGGAGGGAUGCUGAAGCGAUCGUGUGCAUCUCGCCUGUCUCCACCCUGGGCCCGAGCCAGGCCCCCAUCACCCUGGCCAUCGACCGUGCCAACAUCUCCAGUCCCGGCGUCCUCUACACCUACACCCAGGACCCCACCGUCACUCGCCUUGAGCCCACGUGGAGCAUCAUCAAUGGAAGCACUGCCAUCACCGUGAGUGGGACCCACCUGCUGACGGUCCAGGAGCCCCGGGUCCGGGCCAAGUACCGAGGCAUCGAGACCACCAAUACGUGCCAGGUGAUCAAUGACACCGCUAUGCUGUGUAAGGCCCCCGGCAUCUUCCUGGGGCGGCCCCAGCCGCAGGCCCACGGUGAACACCCUGACGAGUUUGGCUUCCUGCUGGACCACGUGCAGACGGCCCGCUCCCUCAACCGGUCCUCCUUCACCUACUAUCCCGACCCCAGCUUCGAGCCACUUGGGCCCUCUGGGGUCCUGGACGUCAAACCUGGCUCCCACGUAGUGCUGAAGGGCAAGAAUCUGAUCCCUGCGGCGGCUGGCAGCUCCCGCCUCAACUACACGGUGCUGAUCGGGGGCCAGCCGUGCGCCCUCACUGUCUCGGACACGCAACUGCUGUGCGACUCCCCCAGUCAGACAGGCCGGCAGCCGGUCAUGGUGCUGGUGGGUGGCCUGGAGUUCUGGCUGGGCACUCUGCACAUCACAGCCGAGCGGGCGCUGACCCUGCCGGCCAUGGUGGGGCUGGCGGCGGGGGGCGGGCUUCUGCUCCUGGCCAUCACCGCCGUGCUAGUCGCCUAUAAACGCAAGACUCAGGAUGCCGACCGCACGCUCAAGCGGCUCCAGCUCCAGAUGGACAACUUGGAGUCCCGGGUGGCCCUGGAAUGCAAGGAAGCCUUUGCUGAACUGCAGACAGACAUCCAUGAGCUGACAAGCCACAUGGAUGGCGUGCAAAUCCCUUUCCUGGACUACCGGACCUAUGCCGUGCGUGUGCUCUUCCCGGGCAUCGAGGCCCACCCAGUGCUCAAAGGGCUGGAUACACCCCCCAACGUGGAGAAGGCUCUGCGUCUCUUCGGGCAGCUGCUGCACAGCCGCGCCUUCGUGCUCACCUUUAUCCACACCCUGGAGGCCCAGAGCAGCUUCUCCAUGCGCGACCGUGGCACUGUGGCCUCGCUCACCAUGGUGGCCCUGCAGAGCCGCCUUGAUUAUGCCACGGGGCUGCUCAAGCAGCUGCUGGCAGACCUCAUCGAGAAGAACCUGGAGAGCAAGAACCACCCAAAGCUGCUCCUGCGCAGGACCGAGUCGGUGGCUGAGAAGAUGCUCACCAACUGGUUCACCUUCCUGCUGCAUAAGUUUCUGAAGGAGUGUGCUGGGGAGCCGCUCUUCCUGCUCUACUGCGCCAUCAAGCAGCAGAUGGAGAAGGGCCCCAUCGACGCCAUCACAGGCGAGGCGCGCUAUUCCCUGAGCGAGGACAAGCUCAUCCGCCAGCAGAUCGACUACAAGACGCUGACCCUGCACUGUGUGUGCCCGGAGAGCGAGGGCAGCGCUCAGGUCCCGGUGAAGGUUCUCAAUUGUGACAGUAUCACCCAGGCCAAAGACAAGCUGCUAGAUGCUGUGUACAAGGGCAUCCCCUACUCCCAGCGCCCCAAAGCUGAGGACAUGGACCUAGAGUGGCGCCAGGGCCGCAUGGCCCGCAUCAUCCUCCAGGAUGAAGAUGUCACCACCAAGAUCGAGUGCGACUGGAAGAGGGUCAACUCGCUGGCCCACUACCAGGUAAUAGACGGUUCCUUGGUGGCACUGGUGCCCAAACAAGUGUCAGCCUAUAACAUGGCCAACUCCUUCACCUUCACCCGCUCUCUCAGCCGUUACGAGAGCUUGCUCCGCACGGCCAGCAGCCCUGACAGCCUCCGCUCUCGGGCACCCAUGAUCACGCCCGACCAGGAGACGGGCACCAAGCUGUGGCACCUGGUGAAGAACCAUGACCACGCCGACCACCGGGAGGGAGACCGGGGCAGCAAGAUGGUCUCAGAGAUCUACCUGACACGGCUGCUGGCCACCAAGGGCACGCUGCAAAAGUUCGUUGACGACCUCUUCGAGACCGUGUUCAGCACAGCGCACCGGGGCUCGGCCCUGCCCCUGGCCAUCAAGUACAUGUUCGACUUCCUGGACGAGCAGGCCGACCAGCGGCAGAUCAGCGAUCCCGAUGUGCGCCACACCUGGAAGAGCAACUGCCUGCCCCUGCGCUUCUGGGUGAACGUGAUCAAGAACCCACAGUUCGUGUUCGACAUCCACAAGAGCAGCAUCACGGACGCCUGCCUGUCGGUGGUGGCCCAGACCUUCAUGGACUCCUGCUCCACGUCCGAGCACCGCCUGGGCAAGGACUCGCCCUCCAACAAGCUGCUCUACGCCAAGGACAUCCCCAACUACAAGAGCUGGGUGGAGAGGUACUACCGGGACAUAGCCAAGAUGGCAUCCAUCAGCGACCAGGACAUGGACGCGUACCUGGUGGAGCAGUCCCGUCUCCAUGCCAGUGACUUUAAUGUACUGAGUGCGCUCAGUGAGCUCUACUUCUACGUUACCAAGUACCGCCAGGAGGUUCUCACCGCUCUGGACCUGGACGCCUCUUGCCGGAAGCAGAAGCUUCGCCAGAAGCUGGAACAGAUCAUCGGCCUCGUGUCCAGCAACAGCUAAGGGUGGCGGACCCGGUGAGGAGGGGGCUUCUCAGUCCCGAGCCGUCCCCCCGUCCCGGGGUGGGGGGGGGGGGUCUCCCGCCUGGGUCGCGGGGCUGAGCCCUGGAUCGGGUGGCACGGGAGAGGUCACCCGGCCGAGAUGCCCCCGGCACACCUGGGCCCCCGUCAUGAGUGCCUUGCUUUGGGCCCUGCGUGGGGAGGGGGUGCCCAGACCAAGCCCCCACCCCCGGCAUCAGCAAUACCCCCGCCCUCCCGGCCUCGCGCCCGGGGCUCGUGAUCGCCCCGACCUCCUUCCUAUUUAUACCCCAAGCACCUAUUUAUUUAAUUUAUCUCCCCUCACCGCCUCCAUCUGUACAUACGCGGCCCCCCCGCCCCCCGGAGGUUGCCGGCCUCCCUCGGCUCUCCUCGAGCCCUCCUCCCGGCUCCCCUGGAACGUGGUCAGCCGUGGCCUAGCCCCUGGCCCCUCGCCCUGGCCCUGGCUGGCCCCAGCCAUCCCGAGGAGGGGGCCUCGCACCUGCGGCACUGGGGGCGGGUGAGGCACGGAAGCCGCCCUCAGACUGUGGCUCUGCCAAGGGGUCCCCCUGCGGCCGCCACAGCAGCCCCCCGCCCCGGGCUUCCCGGGCGGGGACUGCACCCCCUCCCAGGGCCCUGUUGCCUCCGAGCGCCCGGAGAGCUGGAAGCAGGCUCCCGCCAGGGCCUGAGCUGGGCCUGGGGGCCCCCAGCUCUCCUUCUCCGGGCCCUACCGCCAAACCUCCUCCGCGUGGUCUGCGCGCCCGGGCCCCGCCUCCUCCGCUGCCCUGUCCUGCACCCGCCCCGAGGGGCAGAGGCGGCAGUGCCUUACUCCUUUGUUCUUCCCACUCCCUGGAGGAACCUGGCCCCGGCCCGCGCUCCUGGAAACCCACUUCACCCGCCUCCCCGGCCCCCCUGUGGCUUUUCUUUUUUCUUUCUGCAUGCGGUUUUCUUUGCCCA
Molecule: messenger RNA, 6881 nt
Organism: Hippopotamus amphibius kiboko
Lineage: Eukaryota; Metazoa; Chordata; Mammalia; Artiodactyla; Hippopotamidae
Gene: PLXNA3
Product: plexin A3
Exons: 31
Coding region: 133-5913 (1926 amino acids)
Biological process (GO): positive regulation of axonogenesis; semaphorin-plexin signaling pathway involved in axon guidance; regulation of cell shape
Cellular component (GO): semaphorin receptor complex
Molecular function (GO): semaphorin receptor activity; protein binding
Source: RefSeq, a predicted model, not a curated record